CAGUAGUAAAAAUUAUUUAUAAUGAGUAGUGUAUAGAUAAUAUUUGUACUACUUACGAUAUAAUAAGAAAAAAAAAAUGUUCUUUCUCUGAAGAAAAAUUCCGCAAAAAAAAAGCACUUCUAUUCUAAAAGAAAUAUUAAUAUAAUAAAUAAACGAUAAAAAUGGGUCAAACACUUUCAGAGCCAGUUAAAGAGAAACAUUCAGACAGUGGCCAUGACGAUCGUCUGUUAUUUGCUUCGUCUGCAAUGCAAGGCUGGCGUAUUAGCAUGGAAGACGCGCAUACUGCCGAAUUAACACUUGCAGAUAAAAAAGGUUAUAGUUUUUUUGGUGUUUACGACGGUCACGGUGGACAAAAUAUUGCUAAAUAUAGCGGUGCUCACUUACAUGAACGAAUUGCUAGAGACCCUGCAUUUCCUAAUAAUAUUGAAGAGGCUAUAAAAAGUGGAUUCUUGGGGACUGAUGAAGACUUGAGAAAUGAUUCACAAUAUGCUAAUGAUCCCUCCGGCUGUACCGCCGUUACUUCAAUAAUUACGCCUCAAAAUCAAGUCUAUGUUGGGAACGCGGGUGAUUCUCGUGCUGUUAUCAGCAUAGAUGGAAUUGCAAAUCCUAUGUCAAAUGAUCAUAAACCUGUUAAUAAAGAGGAAUCUGAUCGUAUUACGAAAGCCGGUGGUUUUGUUGAAUUUGGUCGAGUGAAUGGAAAUUUGGCCUUGUCGCGUGCUAUUGGCGACUUUGAAUUUAAACAAAAUCCAAGUCUAACACCAGAACAUCAAAUCGUAACAGCAUAUCCUGACGUCAGAAAAGAGGAUAUUACAGAGAAAACAGAAUUCUUAGUAUUAGCUUGUGAUGGUAUAUGGGACUGCCUUACCUCGCAGCAAGUUGUUAAUUUUAUUCGUCGAGAGAUCUCCGUACACCGCAAUCUUCAAAAAGCUUGCGAGAAUUUGAUGGAAAGAUGCUUGGCUAAAGAUAGUGAACUUGGUGGAAUCGGAUGUGAUAAUAUGACUGUUAUCAUUGUCGGUUUUCUCAAUGGUAAAGUUGUAGAUGAUUGGUAUGAUUGGAUGGCUUUAAGAUACGGAAAAGUAGGACACGAAUACGAAGAAAGUGAUAACAGGCAGCAAAAAGGUGAUGACUCUGAAUAUAAUGAUGAUGAUUCGGACGAAGGUUUAGAAAUCCCUGCAGAUACAAGUACAGAAGAUUACGUAACUGACGAUACUGAUCUCGAAAAUCAAAAUGAACUAACUAUUGAUGAUAUUCCCACACAACAUCGAAGAGAUAGUAGUAGCAGCUUUAGUAGCGUUGAAAGUGGCAAUUCAAGUCGUAGCAACAGCACCGAUAGUGUCAGCAAGGCUGAUAAUGAUAAGUCCGAAACUAUCGAUAGUCCUAUUUCUAAUCCACCACAAUCCCCACAUAAUUCAAAAUCACUUACGGAUGAUAAAACAACAAUCAAUGCUCCUCUUAGUCCGGGUGGUAAAACAAAAACAUAUGAUUCAGCUACUUGGCCUUCUCUACCCAAAAAGGACCAAAAUAGAAAACAAUAAAAAGAAAAAAGAAAAAGGAAGCUCUCUCUUACUUUGCAACAUUCACUUAGGAAAUGCAGAAAAUGACUAAAAAUACUAAUGGGAAUGAAUUUUUGUUUCUAUUGGUUGGCAGAUACAGGAGUGACAAAUAUUGCAUUACCCGGCAAAAAAAAAUAAACAAAUUAUCUAAAAAAAA
Rhizophagus irregularis DAOM 181602=DAOM 197198 is the source of this 1710-nucleotide messenger RNA. RefSeq lists its product as uncharacterized. Gene Ontology annotation, biological process: protein dephosphorylation. NCBI's taxonomy places the organism in Eukaryota, Fungi, Glomeromycota, Glomeromycetes, Glomerales, Glomeraceae. The record is from RefSeq and is a predicted model, not a curated record. Gene Ontology annotation, molecular function: protein serine/threonine phosphatase activity; cation binding.